Messenger RNA from Cyprinodon variegatus (sheepshead minnow), 616 nucleotides. RefSeq names its product cAMP-specific 3',5'-cyclic phosphodiesterase 4D-like. The annotation marks the transcript as partial. Gene Ontology annotation, cellular component: nucleus; perinuclear region of cytoplasm; cytosol. Gene Ontology annotation, biological process: signal transduction. The record is from RefSeq and is a predicted model, not a curated record. Lineage: Eukaryota; Metazoa; Chordata; Actinopteri; Cyprinodontiformes; Cyprinodontidae. Gene Ontology annotation, molecular function: 3',5'-cyclic-AMP phosphodiesterase activity. The transcript is spliced from 4 exons.
GUAAAUCCAAACUGUGCCGUGAAUAAAACCCAUCGUUGUCUAAACUUAUUCUAACAGAGAAACCACAUGACAUGGACAUCAUGUCUCCUUCUACCAAGGAGACAAAAGACAAAAGGAAACGUCCAAUGUCCCAGAUCAGUGGCGUAAAGAAGGCCACCCACAGCCUGGUCCCUUCCACCAUUCCUCGCUUCGGGGUCAACGCCAGCCAGGAGGAUCUUCUGGCAAAGGAGCUGGAGGACAUUGACAGAUGGGGUGUCGACAUCUUCAAGGUUGCAGACUACUCUGGAAAUCGCCCGCUGACCGUCACAAUGUACACAAUCUUUCAGGAACGCGACUUGCUGAAAACCUUCAAGAUUCCUGUGGAUCUUUUCAUUAACUUCAUGAUGACGCUAGAGGAUCAUUACCACUCUGACGUGGCUUACCAUAACAACAUCCACGCAGCAGAUGUGGUGCAGUCCACACACGUCCUGCUGUCCACGCCUGCUCUGGAGGCCGUAUUUACUGAUCUUGAGAUCCUGGCUGCGCUGUUUGCGAGCUCCAUCCAUGAUGUAGAUCACCCUGGAGUUUCCAACCAGUUCCUCAUCAACACCAGUGAGUUUUACGGAAGAGGAUUAGG